AUGGGCAACUUUCUGAUGGGGAACUUGCAAAUAUUGCUCCUAUGCUGGACUUUGGUUGAAGCCCAGGUGGGGCCAGAUGGAGCGCUGACAGCCCAGGAACAGAUGUAUAUCCUCUAUGACAUCAAGGUCCAGUGCCACCAGAACCUCUCCACCCAUGACCCUGCAGGUACUGCAGAUGACCUGUGCCCCCCAGGAUGGGACGGCCUGAUCUGCUGGCCUCAGGGCUUCUCUGGAGCUGUCAGCAAGGUCCCCUGUCCCCUCUAUGUCUAUGACUUCAACCACAAAGGACAUGCCUACAGGAAGUGUGAUGUGAAUGGGUCCUGGGUAUUUGUGGAGAGCUUGAACAGGACAUGGGCCAACUACUCUGAGUGUCUGCGAUUCCUGCAGCCAAGCAGCGAGGAAGAGAAACAGGACUUCUUCGAGCGUCUGUAUGUGAUGUACACUGUGGGCUAUGCUGUGUCCUUCAGCUCUCUACUUGUGGCCAUCUUCAUCAUUGGAUACUUCAGACGUCUUCACUGUACAAGGAAUUACAUCCACAUGCACCUGUUUGUGUCCUUUAUGCUACGAGCGGUGAGCAUCUUUGUAAAAGACAGGGUGGUCCACAAGAGUGCUGGCCUGCAAGAGUUUGACGCUACGCUUAUGGACAACCUCAAAUCAAUCUCCAUGGCACCCCUGGACAACUCUCAGUAUAUUGGGUGUAAGGUAACAGUGUUUUUGUUUAUUUACUUCCUGGCGACCAAUUACUACUGGAUCCUGGUGGAGGGCCUCUACCUCCACAGCCUAAUCUUCAUGGCCUUUCUCUCGGACACCAAGUACCUGUGGGGCUUCACCCUCAUUGGCUGGGGUGUUCCUGCUCUGUUUGUGGCCGCAUGGGCGGUUGUCCGGGCAACGCUGGCAGAUGCACGGUGUUGGGAGUUAAGUGCUGGGAACAUUAAGUGGAUUUACCAGGUCCCCAUUUUGACAGCCAUCGGGUUGAACUUUAUCCUGUUCGUAAACAUUGUGCGAGUGCUGGCUACAAAGAUCAGGGAAACUAACGCAGGCAGAUAUGACACAAGGAAACAAUACAGGAAGCUUGCCAAGUCCACGCUGGUGCUGGUGCUGGUGUUUGGGGUCCACUACAUCGUGUUUGUGGGGAUGCCCCACACUUUUGAAGGCCUGAGCUGGGAAGUCAGAAUGUACUUUGAGCUGUUCUUCAACUCCUUCCAGGGUUUCUUUGUGUCUAUUAUCUACUGCUACUGCAAUGGAGAGGUCCAGACAGAGAUCAAGAAGACCUGGACACGCUGGAACCUGGCGUUUGACUGGAAGGGUCCUGUGGUGUGUGGCAGCUACCGCUAUGGCUCCGUCCUCACCGGCCUCAACAACAACAGCACCAGCAGCCAAUCCCAGCUGGCCGGUGGCGUUCCGCCCACCCGUUCCUCCACCCUCUUCUCCAGCAGGGUGUACCGCAGCAGUGGGCCCACGACGCUGAGCACUCACGCCUCCCUGCCUGGCUACGUUCUCAGCAGCUCGGACCCAGACAGCCUCCACCCCUCCAUCCCAGAGGAGCCAGAAGACUGUGAGGCCAAGCAGGUGGACGACAUCUCCCUGAAGGAGUCCCUCCCCGUCCUCAACAGCAGCACCACAGCAGACGACGAUGAGGAGACGCUUUAGAUACACACACACACGCACACAUAGAAAAGGGAUACACAAGUACACAUUCACGUGUUUACACACACAAAUACAGACAAACAAACACACACAGGCACACACUACAUUCCCUGCCAAUGUAUUUAUUUGCAUUAAGUCAUGAACUGUAUUUCUAUUAUUUUGUCAGACAAACAUCCCCAUCCCAUGAACAUAUUUUUUUUUAUCAAGUCAUAAACUGUCUUUUUGAACAUGUUGACACUCAGACAUUCCUUGCUAUGGGGUGUGAAGGUCAACAAAAAGAGCUACAUUAGCUGACCACAUUGUGUCCGUUGUGUAAGCAUGCAAAAGAUGUAUAAAACUUAAAUCUGUGGAAAUGAAAAGUAUACUCACUGCUCCCAAGUCAAGCUGAGGUUCCCUGAGGUUGCUAUGUAUUGGCUUGUGCUGUUCUGUACGUUUCUCUCACUGCUGUUCUAUGCUGAUAAAAUCCACUGUUCCUGGUACUGGCGGUCUGUAAGUAUUUUGUAAUGACUGUCUGUCUGUCUGGCCUGCCUCUUUGUCUGCCCACACAAUCAUUUUCUCAGGAGCCACACUAAAUAAUGCUACCUUCCCAAUGUUCUUCCUUUUACUCUAUACGUUUCCGUCACACCCAAAAACAAUUAAUUGUCAAUCAGUUUCCGUCGAAACUAUUGCCUGUUUGUUGACGAGAGAUUCAUUCAGUAGACAGCAGUUUAGAGUAAACUUACUGGUUUACUCAGAACUUUGUUUAUGAAUCGAAAUGUUGUCACGAUCCAGGAAGCCAUUUAAUCCUCGACUCACUUCACUUCAUUUCCACGAAGAUGUAUAAAAAGGCAAAUAGCUUAUAUUGUUCAGAUGGGAUUAUGUGUGUACUAGUGUGUGUUUGUGAGUGUUCACAACGGCAUACAUUUUCAUCAUUUUGUGCCUAAGUCCGUAGCUAUCAACGAAAAA
Hypomesus transpacificus is the source of this 2592-nucleotide messenger RNA. RefSeq names its product parathyroid hormone 2 receptor a (gene pth2ra). Gene Ontology annotation, cellular component: plasma membrane. NCBI's taxonomy places the organism in Eukaryota, Metazoa, Chordata, Actinopteri, Osmeriformes, Osmeridae. The coding region runs from base 1 to 1650 and encodes 549 amino acids. Gene Ontology annotation, biological process: adenylate cyclase-modulating G protein-coupled receptor signaling pathway; cell surface receptor signaling pathway. The transcript is spliced from 13 exons. The record is from RefSeq and is a predicted model, not a curated record. Gene Ontology annotation, molecular function: parathyroid hormone receptor activity; G protein-coupled peptide receptor activity; peptide hormone binding.